This is a messenger RNA of Chaetura pelagica (chimney swift), 1902 nucleotides long. RefSeq names its product serine/threonine kinase-like domain containing 1 (gene STKLD1). The record is from RefSeq and is a predicted model, not a curated record. Lineage: Eukaryota; Metazoa; Chordata; Aves; Apodiformes; Apodidae. The transcript has 19 exons. Bases 1 to 1902 code for a protein of 633 amino acids. Gene Ontology annotation, biological process: protein phosphorylation. Gene Ontology annotation, molecular function: ATP binding; protein serine/threonine kinase activity.
AUGGAGCAGUAUGAGGUGCUGGAGGAGCUGCAGCCUGGGACCCUGGGCACUAUGCUGGUAGCUAAAUUGAAAGCAGAAACAGAGGAGGAGGAUAUGUAUAUGAUAAAGAAGGUUGAAUGCAUCGAUGAAAAGCAAGCAAAUGAGGCCUUGAAGGAGGCAAUGGAGUUGCUAAAACUUAAUCAUCCACGCAUCUGUGCUUACAUGGAAUUGUUUAUGACUUGGGAUAAUGAGAUAUCAUCUCUGUUCCUUUGUCUGGUGAUGCAGCACAUGGGCACAGGAGAUCUUUCCUCUCUAAUCGAGGAAAAAAGGCAGAAGUCAGAAAAAAUAAAUUACAUGGUGAUGAUGAGGUUCCUGGGGCAAAUUGUGGAUGCUUUGUUUUAUGUACACAUGCAAGGUAUUUUCCACGGAAAUCUCAAGCCAUCAAACAUCCUUGUGAUUGAAGAAGAAUCCUUUAUUCUUAGUGACUUCAGUACAGAAACACUUAUGAAAGAUAAGAUGAAAUGGAAAAUAAGAGUGGAAGAAACUGACAAGUCCUGGAUGGCUCCAGAAACACUUGAUUUUUCUUUUACUGAGAAAUCUGACAUCUGGUCUCUGGGUUGUAUUCUGCUUGACAUGGCAACCUGUUUUGCUCUGAAUGCAGAAGAGAUAACUUCCUUGCUGCAGGAUAUCAGGGAGGAUUCCAGCCAUCUUGAUGAAGUCGAGACACUAAUGUCAAAUGGAGAUGACAUCUCUUUGCCUUUAUUUCCGAUUUUAAUUAUGAUGCUACAGAUUCAGCCCAGCAUGAGACCCACAGCAAUGGAUCUGAUUGAUGUCCCACUUAUUUCAGAAUGCCUGAGUAUUACUGGUGCCUCUUCAGUAAAUAUAAAGAAGACUUUGUCUCCCCAGAUAAUGGAUUUACUCCUUGAGGGAGAAUACAGAAUUAUUCUAGUUUUCAUGAAGGUUUUCUGGGAUGUUGAAGAAGCACAAGCUAAAGCCAUUCAAAAACUUGCCAGCUUUUUGAGUGAUAGAAGUGCCCUGCUCUGCCUGCUGGCAUUCACAGAAUUUAUUGUCUUUGCCAUGAAGACUCACAUAGAUUCCCUCAGGAUCCAAGUAGAAGCUUGCAGUUUAUUGCUUUCAAUUCUUAGUCAAGCUCUGGAAGAAGAUGCAUCGGUGACCUUGGAGGAGAACGUGGCCAGCUGUCUGUUAGAGAUCCUGAGAAGACACUCUGAAAAUGAAGAGCUGCUUUCACUGAUCUGCACACUACUGAUGAUGAUUUCAGUCAGUGAAUCUGCUGCAGAGACUCUAAGGCAAGUUGAACUCAUUCCAGACCUUCUGUCAGUUUUAAGAAAUUUUCUCCAUAAUGAACAGAUCUGCCUCUCUUGCUGUGGAGUUCUCUGGAGCUUGGCAGCGAGUGGUAAUUCAGAGAACAAUGUAGACAAAGAGGUGCUGGCAAGUGCUGUCCCUGUCAUCUCUGCAGUCCUUCAAGAGCACCUCCAGAAUGGAACAGUUGCAGAGUCUGCCUGCUCAGCUCUGUGGGGAUUGUCACUCCAAGGUUGCUUAACUGACAAUGACUAUGAGCCCACAACAGUACUUCUUCUGGCUGCACUCAGGAUGAACCCAGAGAGACGUAUGGUGGUGAAGAACUCCUGCCUGGCACUAGCAAGCCUUCUAAGGCUAUCUGAAAUACCAGCUUUGAAACUUCUUACGGAUUCAAAAGGCAGUGGAAUAAACCUGAUCAGAGAUGCCUACCAGCUUCACUUUGAUGAUACUAGAGUGGUGAAUUGUAUCUGUGUGCUGAUGAACGAGAUGGUUCAGUAUGGUGAGAUGUUUGAAAUAAAACUCCGUUUUUCAUCUAACACAGAGAUAAUGACCCUUGUGGAUGCAACACUUUUGAAACUGGAAGAAGAAAAACUUUGUGUGUAA